UAAAGUAUCCUCGACGACAGAGAAGACGAGAUUACCCUCCCCGACCAUAACCAGCUCCCUGCGCCCUCAAAGCAUUCGCUGCUCAAAGUAGGCUCUAUUCGCCACGAAACUUUGGUGUUGUUUUCUGAGAUGCAGCAGAUGCCACAAAUCGACUGGAAGCACUACCAACUAUACUUCGGCCCAAAGCAAAAGACACUCUCUGAGGCAAUCUCAGUAGGCAUCCAUCGAGCUUACGAGAACUCCGGUAAAGACCAGACAUCCAAAAAUACCCUCCUUGACCUCCUCCGAUUUGUCAUCGAGAAAUAUGAAGAGGACCCGAAGAAGAUCUUCGGGGUUGUGGCUGCGCUUCAGGCUGUUCAUACGAAACGCGCGUCUUCACCUGGGGCUUUGGCACGCUCUGGUUCGAGGCCACUUCAAUGCUAUUUGGUUGACCCCUCAGGGCACAGGCGAGCAUACAACUCAUCAUUUACACUCGCGUGAGAGGUGCGACAUUUCCACGCUUCACCUAAUCGAUUUCUUGGAGCUCGAGUUACUAUACAAUUGAAGGCAUGGACGAUGAGUUUCUUUGUUCACAGGCGGUCUGGAUGCAUAAGGCACGUGAAGUCAUGCUUCUACUUUCACGCCCACCAAACCAGAUCCAUUUUCUUAGCCUUCGCGCUCCGGCUCAGCUUGGUCCUUGUUUCCUAGAUAGAACCCAACUUCUACCCAUAUAUUUAGCUCCUGUAAAGCUGCUAUGCAUGGAUCUGUUG
Messenger RNA from Pseudocercospora fijiensis CIRAD86, 749 nucleotides. RefSeq lists its product as uncharacterized. Bases 130 to 480 code for a protein of 116 amino acids. Lineage: Eukaryota; Fungi; Ascomycota; Dothideomycetes; Mycosphaerellales; Mycosphaerellaceae. The record is from RefSeq and is a predicted model, not a curated record. The transcript has a single exon.